AUGCACCUCUCCCAGCUGCUGGCCUGCGCCCUGCUGCUCACGCUACUCUCGCUCUGGCCCUCCGAAGCCAAGCCCGGGGCAUCGCCAAAGGUCCCACGAACCCCGCCAGGAGAGGAGGUGGCCGAGUCUCAGAAGAAGGGUGACAAGACUCCUGGGAGCAGUGGCACCAACCCCGAGGGCGACCGGUCGCGACUGCUCCGGGAUCUGCGCGCGGACCCUAAGUCGCCAGCGGCGCGGGCCCGCCCUCCGCAGGAGCACCCCAAGGCGCGCAAAAACAAAAGAAAGAAGGGCACGUCCAACGGCUGCUUUGGCCUCAAGCUGGACCGGAUCGGCUCCCUGAGCGGCCUGGGAUGUUAG
This is a messenger RNA of Otolemur garnettii (small-eared galago), 357 nucleotides long. It is a transcript of the gene NPPC, whose product is annotated as natriuretic peptide C. Gene Ontology annotation, biological process: cGMP biosynthetic process; receptor guanylyl cyclase signaling pathway. Gene Ontology annotation, cellular component: extracellular region. Bases 1 to 357 code for a protein of 118 amino acids. The transcript is spliced from 2 exons. Gene Ontology annotation, molecular function: hormone activity; hormone receptor binding. NCBI's taxonomy places the organism in Eukaryota, Metazoa, Chordata, Mammalia, Primates, Galagidae. The record is from RefSeq and is a predicted model, not a curated record.